Armigeres subalbatus is the source of this 1651-nucleotide messenger RNA. Its product is annotated as cytochrome P450 6a8-like. The record is from RefSeq and is a predicted model, not a curated record. Lineage: Eukaryota; Metazoa; Arthropoda; Insecta; Diptera; Culicidae. Gene Ontology annotation, molecular function: heme binding; iron ion binding; oxidoreductase activity, acting on paired donors, with incorporation or reduction of molecular oxygen. Bases 68 to 1564 code for a protein of 498 amino acids. The transcript has 2 exons.
AGUACAUAGCCAUUCUAUAGUGGGUGGAAUACCCAAACUGCGUUCAUUGACUAUCAAAACACCACCGAUGCUGCUGUACCUUCUGCUGUCGUUGGUUACGUUGGCCUACUUCUGGGUUAGCAGACGGUAUUCCUACUGGAAGCAACGUUCGGUGCCAUUUGUUCAGCCCAGCUUCCCGUUCGGAAAUCUUCAAGGUUUGAACCGGAAGCAUUUUGGAUUUCUGACGCAUGAUGUCUACACGCAGCUGAAGACGACCGGAAGCAAAUUCGGAGGAAUGUUUUUCUUUGUGAACCCGGUGGCUCUGAUUUUGGAUCUGGACUUUGCUAAGGACGUGUUCGUGAAGGAUUUCCAGUACUUCCAUGACCGUGGAGUGUACAGCAACGAAAAGGCGGACCCCAUCACAGCACAUUUGGUCGCAAUGGAGGGAACGAAAUGGAAGAACUUGCGGGCAAAAUUGACUCCGACUUUCACCUCGGGUAAGAUGAAGAUGAUGUAUCCCAUUAUUACAACAGUUGCUGAGGAAUUUCACAAAUGUAUGGAGAACGAAGCAAAUAACGGAAGAGAAGUUGAGAUGAAAGAGUUUUUGGCGCGGUUUACGACUGAUGUCAUCGGGAAUUGUGCUUUCGGUUUGGAGUGUAACAGUUUGACGGAUCCAGAAGCGGAGUUUAGGAAAAUGGGUAAAAAAGCUUUGACCUUAUCGUCGAUGGGCUUCUUACGCAGAGUACUUAGUGUCACGUUCAGAGAUUUAGCCAAAGCGCUCGGUGUGCGACUUUCCGAUCCAGUAGUUGCUAAUUUUUUCAUGAAUGCUGUUAGAAGAACCAUUGAGUAUCGAGAGAAAAAUAAAGUUCAACGAAACGAUUUCAUGGAUUUGCUGAUCAAACUGAAAAACGCGGAACCUAUUGAUGAAAAGUCUGAUCAACUCGGACCGUUGACAUUCAAUGAGAUUGCUGCGCAGGCAUUCGUGUUUUUCUUGGCUGGAUUCGAGACAUCGUCCACUGCAAUGUCCUUCUGUCUGUAUGAACUAGCCAAAAAUCCGGAAUUGCAAGAAAAAGCAAGACGCAAUAUCAAUGAAACAUUAGCUAAGCAUGGAGCAAUGACUUAUGAAGCAGUGCAUGAGAUGCGAUACAUUGAAAAUUGCAUCAACGAAUCCCUUCGGAAGUACCCACCUAUUGCGAACAUCUUGCGUAAUGUGACUAAACCGUACCCGGUACCUGGCACGAACGUCACUUUGGAGAAAGACAGCCGAGUGCUACUGCCGGUGUAUGCAAUCCAUCACGAUCCACAGUACUACCCGAAUCCGGAGCAGUACGAUCCCGAUCGGUUCAACCCGGAUCAAGCUGCCAGUCGUCAUCCAAUGGCCUUUGUGCCGUUCGGGGAGGGUCCACGAAUUUGCAUUGGCCUUCGGUUCGGAAUGAUGCAAGCGCGGGUCGGGCUGGCGUAUCUGCUGAAGAACUUCCGCUUCACACUGUCCGAGAAAACGGCCAGCCCGCUUAAAAUUCUAGCAAACAGCACGGUGCUGGCGUCGGAAGGUGGAUUAUGGUUGAAGUUGGAGAAACUGUAUUGAACGGUAACGAUCGUUCCUUGUGGGGCUUAUCUCAAAUUCUGAUAAAUUUUUAAGUAAUGUUUUAAUUAAAUUAAAGAAAUAGGAAUA